CACACGUUGACUGUGUUAGGUCACUCGCUUAGUCAGCUUUCGUUUUAGUUCUGCGUUCGAACGUUCAUGCGCUCACGACGAACUAAAACUGCACUUUACUCAAUCGGUGUAAAUGCUACAUGUAGCCUCGGGGACCGAGGGGUGGCCAAUUCAAUUGACACUUUCAACAAUGAUGCUUAUCCCAAUUCAUGGACUCCUUCACUUUACACCACUUGGACUCGGGGAGUUGACAGGACUUACGGGUCAGUGUCAUCCAGAUGCUACGGUGUCAAUAUCGGCGAACUUCUUGUCCUGGAACACCCGCCUUUUCCCGGAAGUAUCCGACGCAGUUGACGAGUAGAAGUUCUGAACCCAACGAACAUGGCAAUAUAUGGCGGCGAGCUCGAGCGGCUAGAGACCCAUUACAGUGCCUUUAUUGUAAGCGACUUAUACUUUUUUAAAUGUUGACGGUGCCCGAACUACACUUGUAAGGAAUUGCUGGAGCUCCGACCUGGACUCGAUGGGGUCCGUUUACCUGUCCCUUUCUUGGAAGUUUCCUCGGGAAUGUCUGCUAGCCGUGAGCACUGCUAGGUGCCUCUGAAUCAUUGCAUGAUCAUUUUUUCCAUAUGUUGCUAAUGUGACGUUAGCUAUGUCAUGCGUGUUGUUCAAUGGGCACGGACGUCCAGGAUUAGAAUAAACCUCGACCUCCAUAUCACCCCUGGAUCUCAGAACG
This is a messenger RNA of Suillus subaureus, 712 nucleotides long. RefSeq lists its product as uncharacterized. Bases 67 to 333 code for a protein of 88 amino acids. NCBI's taxonomy places the organism in Eukaryota, Fungi, Basidiomycota, Agaricomycetes, Boletales, Suillaceae. The transcript has 3 exons. The record is from RefSeq and is a predicted model, not a curated record.